Messenger RNA from Lactuca saligna, 1831 nucleotides. Lineage: Eukaryota; Viridiplantae; Streptophyta; Magnoliopsida; Asterales; Asteraceae. The record is from the annotation of a GenBank genome assembly.
UGAUUAUCUUAUUUAUUUAUCGGAUAAUUGCGAGGUUUUAAGGACUUCAUCAAUGGCUUGAUGAACAGUGCUUUAUUCCAUCUGCUACCUUCCGUCUUCUUCUCUUCACCCUCUGCCUCUGCCUUUUCUCCAUACAAACAAAAAGCGCGUCCUUGCUCACUACCACCAAACACUAAUCCGGUGUCCGAUUUACGGUUUUGGUUUACGACUGUGGCCUAUUUCUACAGAGUUGGGGUUUUGGGUUUGUGAUUUUCACAGUUUUUUAAACGUGGAACGUAUGCAAUUACCUAUAGAUAGCAGGGUUCUUGGUAAGGCGCGAAAACCUUGCUUGUUCAACUUCUCCUAUAUUGAUUCAUAUAGCAGAGGGAGGCGCAAUUUUUUGUGUAACGCGUAAAUUUGGGCUUGGGUAAAUACUUAAUCCAUGACCUCCAUUCUUUCAAUUUCUUCAAUCAAUGUAGCCGACUAGAGCUCUUCGAUUUCACAGUGCUACUGCUACACAGCUUUCAUUGUUUUCAUGGCCAUCGAGGAUCAUAUUGAAGGUGUAGGAAUCGGAACUUAGUCACUUAUCGGCUGAAUAUUGAUCAUCACUGAAUAACGUUUGUAUGUGUUUAUAUGAAUAUGAAUCCACCUCCAUUUCAUCCUUUUACACCUGCACCAUGGGUCCCACCAAUGCCACCAUUGACAAGUGGCUUUUGGACGCCAACAAAUGUUCAAACUUCUCUGAAGGAAUUACAAAACACUCUUCAUCUUGCAGAAGCAAUGGAAAAGGAAUUGGAGAUGCUUAUGGCAAUGAAAGAUGGAAACCAAGAAGAAACACAGAUUACUGAUUCAAAUGAAACUAUGAUUAGAAGAUUCCAGAAGUUUCUUGAGAAUAACAUGAUAACAUUGGAUACUCAAGAGAAAAUCUCAUUAGAAGCAGCAAAUGGAUUGAUAUCAAAACUGAACAUUGAUCUUCAACCAUUUAAAAUCAUCACUGAUGAUAAAACACCAUGGGAGGAGAAAUCUUCAGCUUUAAAAUUAGCAAAUAAACUCCAUAAACAUAAAAGAAACAAACUUUGGAGGAAAAGAAAGAGACAACAAAUAGCUGAAAUGCUUUCAAAGGAACAUGAGCAAUUUAAGAAAGCUGAUCAAGAAGCUGAUGAAUGGAGGGCUAAGGAAAUUGCAAAAGAAAUCGCAAAGCAAAGGGUGGAGAAGAUGAAAGAAAUUGCAAAACAAAAAGCUAAAGAAGAGCGAAUAAGAUUAGAAUCAGAGCUAGAAUUAGUGCUGAUUGUGGAGAAAUUACAAGAAUUACGCUCCAUCAGGAUCCAGAAAUUAACAAAACAAGGGCAUUUUCUCCCAGAGGAAGAUGACAAAUUUCUUGAAAGAAUUCGUGUUGCAGUUGAAGCAGAGGAGAGAGAAGCGAUGGCUGCAGCUGAUACAAAUACUGCUAAAGAUGCAAUUACAAAUGCUUUAAAUUCAGAAGAUAAUCAAAAUAUUGUUAAAAUUGGAGAUAAAGUAAUUGAAGAAAAAAUAAAUGAGAUUGAAGUAAAAAAAGGAACAAAUUCAGUUGUUGAUGUGAAUAAUCAUGGGAAAGGAUAUUAUGAUUAUUAUUCAGCAAGUUUACCGAUUGAAUUUUAUCAUUAUUAUCAUGGAAGUAGUACUGAUAUGGGGACACUGAUUGAGGUGAGACGGACGUGGGAUGCGUAUAUAAGACAUGGAGGAAGUCGAAUACCAGGUCAUUGGGUUGAACCUCCCCCACCAGCUGAUGAAGUAUGGGCAUCAUACCUCGUGAAACAUUGAUGCUUUUUUUUUUUUUGGGUAAAAUAUUUAAAAGUUAAUUUUACUAUUGGUA